Messenger RNA from Fusarium proliferatum ET1, 4488 nucleotides. RefSeq lists its product as uncharacterized. Gene Ontology annotation, biological process: transmembrane transport. Gene Ontology annotation, molecular function: ABC-type peptide transporter activity; ATP binding; ATP hydrolysis activity. The record is from RefSeq and is a predicted model, not a curated record. Gene Ontology annotation, cellular component: membrane; fungal-type vacuole. Lineage: Eukaryota; Fungi; Ascomycota; Sordariomycetes; Hypocreales; Nectriaceae. The coding region runs from base 1 to 4488 and encodes 1495 amino acids. The transcript is spliced from 6 exons.
AUGAUACCUCAAUCCUGUUCUUUGACUAGCUCAUAUCAGAAUGCCAUGUCCAUCUCCCAGAUUUCGUGGAUCCAUCAUGUGUCACAGUUUGCUCAAUCUGGGGUACCACAAGCCGUUGUGCUUUUCCUGUCACUCAUGCAACUCAUCUACCACUUAGACCGAAUUCGUCGGCAAGGAUCUAGUUGCCGAUCUAAAGCUGCCAAAAUCCGGUGGCCCUAUGAGCUUGCCUCACAAAUCGCAAGACUUACUGCUGUUGUAUAUAUUACAAUUGCUUUCAUCCAAGAUCGACUACAUUGGAUCAACAUCGUAUCUGUUGUAUUUACCUUCACUCUUGGUCUCACUCGUCUCUUCAACCAUCUUGAGUGGCGCCAUGUAGCACUGCAUCAAAUCAACUUUGUCCUUCUGGCUACUCUGACCAUUCUCAUUGCAGGGCACACUUUGCCCUGUAUCCAGACUGGCACAAGAUGCCUUCACGACGCCAGUACUUCCAGUGGGAUCAUCGCUCUUGCGGCAGGGGCUGUCAUUGCAGCCAUUACUCCCAGAGAAUGGAUACCAAUUCAAGUUGACCUCAGUAUCCCUGGUUACGACCAGAAUGAGCCAGCUCCCGAGGAGACUUGCAGUUGGUUCACUUACUACUGUACCUAUGACUGGCUGACCCCAAUUAUCUGGAAGGGUAUGAAGCGGAAACUUGAUAUGGCUGAUAUUCCAAAGUUAGCCUGGUAUGACGAGCCUAUAUACCUCUUACGACGUGUACAAGAAGCUCGUUCAAUCUCGAAAAAGACACUCCGUACUGUUCUUAGAUUCCAGAAGCGCGAGUUACUUCUCAUGUCAUUUUGGGUUGCCACGUCAUACACGGUCGAAAAUAUAGCCGCAUUCGCCAUGUUUAAGUUACUCGAAUAUCUUGCUGAUCCUAACGGUGCCAUCUAUAAACCGUGGCUUUGGCUGUUCCUCAUGUUCAUCGGCCCACUAUCCCGCUCCGUUGCCUUCCAGCAGUACAUCUUUACAUCUACUAGACUCGUGGUUCGUAUCAAAUCUGCAUUCACUCAAGAGCUGUACUACACUGCCCUGGAUUCGAUGGAGAUGGAAGAGGAUCCUUUUGAACUACAGUCCGGUGGUGCGAAAAUCAAGAGCAUGAGCGGCCAGGCCGCUGCCAAGACCACAUCAGCAGGACGUUUGGCUAACCUCAUGGCUUCCGAUAUAGACGCAAUCUAUAGAUCAAGAGACAUCAUCCAGGCCACCAUUGGUACCCCCGUCGGGACCAUAAUAUCACUCAUUGGAAUGUACAGAAUGAUGGGCUGGGCAUCUCUGGUAGGAAAUGCGAUCCUUUUUUUGGCCACACCUCUUUCGAUAUGGCUUGGGCGCUUAAUGUUCUACUCGCAGCGCCGAGUCAGGAAAGCCCAGGAUUCUCGCAUGUCCUUAGUGACAGAGUAUCUUGCGUCCCUUCGCGCCAUCAAGUACUUUGCCUGGGAGGACCCUAUCACUGAAAAGAUCAUCAAUGCACGUUCCGAAGAACAAAGGGAGCUUUGGAGGACUUCAAUGAUCCAAGCUUCAUUGAACCAAGUUAUGCAGAUUGUUCCUUACUUAUCCUUACUUGUUAUGUUUGGCUUGCACGUGGGUCUCUCCAAGCGUCGACUUGACGCCGCAACGGCUUUCACGACCAUCUUUCUUGUCAAGAAUGUUCGCAGAAAUAUCAUGCAGGCUAGUGCCUUUGGCAGGAAUUUCGCGAGUGCGUUGGUGUCGGUGACCCGACUCGACAAGUACUUUGAGAGUACGGUUCCUAUUCCUCAUUACCCCGUUGGCCCCCUUCGCAUUGAUCAUGCCACGUUCCGGAAGACGAAGACAGCCAGUUUCACCCUAAACAACAUAACGCUUGAUUUUGCCCAAGGCGGUCUUAAUGUCGUCAGUGGCCCGAGUGGCAGCGGCAAAACAACUCUGCUGUUGUCUAUUCUUGGUGAGACCUACCUUGAGGGUGGAAAUGUGACCAGACCAGACGAUAUAGCGUACGCUUCUCAAUCUUCAUGGUUGCAGAACGAGACCAUACAGGCCAAUAUUAUAUUUGGCAGUCCAAUGGAAAAGCCACGCUACGAUCGCGUCAUCGAAGCAUGUUGCCUAUGGGAGGAUUUUAAGGAUCUACCGGCUAAGGAUAUGACCAUCGUGGGAGAGAACGGGACUUCUCUUUCAGGUGGCCAAAAAGCACGAGUUGCUCUUGCAAGGGCAUUGUACUGCAAAGCACCACUUCUGUUACUCGAUGAUAUAUUUGCAGCUCUGGACGCUAAAACAGCUGCUGGUGUUUGGAAACACUGCUUCUGCUCUGACCUCCUUAGUGGGAGGACAACUGUACUUGUGACAAAUCUUCCCUGGAUUGCAGAACAAGCCGAUCUCUCUGUCGUGUUGGAGAAGGGUCAAAUUGAGUCGUCUGAGCCCCAAGUUGGUAUUGUCCGCAAACCAAUCGCUAUCGCUCAGGUCCUUGGAGGAGAUGCUGAGGAGGAUGACGUACUUCAUGAUACAGUCCAGGAGAUACAACCAAAUGGUGAUACUUUGAACGACGCUAACCGAGCCCCUGAAGAAAAAUACCUGAAGGAUGUCGUCAAUCAGGAAAUGAAAGCUUCUGGAAAGGUCGGCCGUAUGACUUUCUUGCAAUACAUGAGCUACUUUGGACAUCCGGUCUUUGUUGCUGUCUGCCUGGGACUUCUACUUGCCACGAACAUCUUUACCUUUAGCAGUCUUUUGUGGCUCUCUGUCUGGGUAGAAGCAUACAAUCACCAGGCUCACAUUGAUAUUCCUUAUUAUAUGGGGAUCUUUGCAGGCCUUACAUUCCUUGAGAUCGGUAGCUACUGUUUGGCUAUCAUAAUGUUCGAAUGGGGAGCUUGGAACGCUGCAAAGAGAUUACACAACGAUUUCAUACAUGCCAUCAUGCACGUCUCCCUUUCAUGGUUCAAGCAUAUCCCCAUUGGCCGCAUCACAAACCGCUUCUCCAGUGAUAUGGCGUCACUCGACGGUACAAUCAGUACCAUGCUACGGAUCAUGCUUGAUACGGUCCUUCUCAUGCUCUUUCGCAUUGGAGCUGUCAGCAGCAUAAUGCCGGUUUUUAUGAUACCAGCACUAUUUACGUGCUUGUUUGGUGUUCUCAUAGGAGAAGCAUACACCAGAACCGCCGUUGUAAUCAAGCGACUAACGUCUUCUGCUCAGUCGCCUGUGUUCUCCCAGUUUGCAGAUACGUUGGCUGGUCUUCCUGUUAUUCGUGCCAGGAGUGGUAUGUCGUCAAGAUUUCGAGAAGAGUUGGCUGCCAGGCUGCGUACAUGGUCAGCUUCAGCCGAAGCCAGCUUCAAUGCUAACCGUUGGGUUGCUGUACGCGUGGAUCUUGUGACGGCCCUCGUCGGUCUGUCAGCAGGUAUAAUUGCCGUAUCACAGACAGGUGUCGUGGCUGCAGGGUUGGUCGGAUUCUCCCUCACCAAUGCCAAUGGACUCAGCCAGACGAUCCUGUUACUUGUUCGAGCGAUGAAUGAUUUGGAAGUUGAAAUGCAGAGCUUUCACCGAGUCAGGGAGUACGUCAAGUUGGAACCCGAGGAAAAGGACGACAAGACGUAUCCCGAGGAAGGUGAAUACACAGAUGAUCCCUGCCACGUGAUCCCCCAGAACUGGCCUCGAUCUGGCGAGAUCGAGUUUCGAAACGUUACAAUCCGGUACGAUCCUGAUGGAUCCGACAUUCUCACCGGGAUAAACCUCAAGUUCAGAGCGGGUGAACGUGUGGCUGUCAUAGGAAGGACAGGUUCAGGGAAAAGCACUCUGGUGCUUUCCCUCCUUCGCUUCACACAUGUUGUAUCUGGUGAAAUUUUAUACGAUGGAAUUGACAUUACCAAAAUUCCUCGGCAUCGCCUCCGAGAAAGCCUUACAAUCAUACCACAAGAGGCUGUCCUAUUCAACGGGACGGUGGAGUCCAACCUUGAUCCUAGCGGUCGAGUUUCCAAAGACAUUCUCGACAAGGCCCUGGACAACUGCAAAGGCAUCGCAUCCUUCUCCCCUCAUACUUCUGACGACAGCGAUAAUGAUACACAAUUUCACGACGACGAGAACAAUAGUGUAAAUCUUUCGACAUGUGUCGACGCUCGCGGUGAGAACUUCUCUCAUGGUCAGCGACAAGUUCUUUCACUCUGCCGUGCGCUGAUUCGCCAGAGCAAGCUGAUGUUGCUUGACGAAGCCACGGCAAGCAUGGAUUAUGAUACAGACCGAGGUAUUCAAAACGUCCUGCGGCGGGAACUCGAAGCGGUCGGUGGAGGGCGGACUUUGGUAACAAUCGCGCAUCGUCUACGUACAAUCAUUGAUUAUGAUACAGUCGUGGUUAUGAGUGGGGGGCGUGUUCUUGAGUAUGGCUCACCUUGCGAUUUGUAUAACAGUAGAGGUCAGUUCUACGACAUGGUCUACCAUAGCGGCGAAAUGGAGGACCUGCAGGCUUUGCUAGAGACGGAGAGUUCCCAACAGGACAUUUAA